AAGGAAGUCAAACAGGACCAGCAAAAGAGUGAAUGAUGGAGGCGCAGACAACCAGCAAGCUAUCCACACAGAGCUUUGUCGUGGAAGACUAUGUAGUCUUUUCUGCAAUGCUUGUGAUCUCCAUGGCCAUAGGAGUCUUUCAGGCCUUGAGGAAAAAGCCGCGGGACGCAAACACGGAUGACUUCUUCACCGGCCGUCGCAGUUUGCCAGCGGUGCCCGUUGGACUCUCCCUCUGCGCCAGCUUUAUGUCAGCCGUCCAGGUUUUGGGAGUUCCAUCCGAGGCUUCUCGCUAUGGCUUCAAAUUCAUCUACAUGUGCCUCGGCCAAAGCAUUAACACUCUGCUGACAGCCUACCUGUUCCUGCCCGUUUUCUUCCGCCUCGGUAUCACAAGCACCAAUGAGUAUCUGAAGAUGAGGUUCGGCAGAGGGAUGCAGCUGCUGGGGAGUGUCCAGUUUCUUGUGGCCACAAUGCUCUACACAGGCAUUGUCAUCUAUGCGCCUGCACUCAUCCUUAACCAAGCAACUGGACUCAAUAUGUGGCUGUCUCUCUUCUCGACUGGAAUCAUCUGCACCCUGUACACAACACUGGGGGGAAUAAAAGCUGUGAUCUGGACGGAUGUUUUCCAGAUCAUUAUUAUGCUUUCAGGCUUUGUGGCCAUUUUCAUCCAUGGUACAGUUGUUGUUGGUGGUCCUGCAAUGGUACUGGAAAUUGCCUACAAUGGAUCACGGAUUAAUUUCAAUGAUUUUGACUUUGACCCACGUCGGCGUUACACUUUCUGGAGCUUGUCCGUGGGGGGUGCGCUUGUCUGGCUGUCCAUGUACGGCGCAAACCAAGCUCAAGUCCAGCGUUAUGUCUCCUGCAAAACAGAAAGAGAUGCCCGGUGGGCAUUACUUAUCAACCAGUUGGGCUUAUUCCUCAUUGUGGGAAGUGCGGCAACCUGCGGCAUCGUCAUGUUUGCUUAUUAUGUCAACUGUGAUCCACUGAGGUCUGGGAGAUUUUCUUCGCCUGAUCUAUAUAUGCCAUACUUUGUGCUGGACAUAUUCAAAAACUAUCCUGGAUUUCCGGGUCUGUUCCUGGCCUGCGCAUACAGCGGCACUCUGAGCACGGUUUCCACGAGUAUCAACGCGAUGGCUGCAGUAACAAUGAAGGACCUCCUACGACCUCACCUGCGCCGCAUGAACCAGAAGAAACAAAUCCUUCUUUCCAAAGGACUGUCCUUCGUCUAUGGAACUGCUUGUAUAAUUGUAGCUGCUCUAUCCUCCCUCCUUGACUGGGGAGUUCUUCAGGCGUCCUUCACAGUCAUGGCUGCCAUCAGUGGUCCGUUACUGGGUGUGUUCAUUUUGGGGAUGUUUGUUCCAGGCACAAACAAAUUGGGGGCGUUCUCAGGCGUGUCCGUGGGUCUGUGUGUGUCUUUGUGGCUGGCUGUUGGUUCCACUCUUCACCCGCCCAGCGAGACGACCAUGGGCGUGCUGCCGACUUACAUAGGCGGGUGUGAGCCUGGAAUCCUGAACGACACUCAACAGCAGCACUUCAUUUCAACACCACUUCUCCCUGACAGUACCGGGGGCCUGCAUGAUCUCUACGCCAUAUCCUACCUCUAUCUUGGUGGCAUAGCAAUAAUCUUGGCUGUCCUGGUUGGGAUGCUUGUAAGCUCUGUUUCAGGACCAACGAAGAGAGCUGAUAUUAAACCGGGAUUGUUAUGGUGGGACCUGAGGAAAAAGCAGGUGGUCAUCCUAGCAGAAUGCGAGGUUAAGCCGUGUCUCGAAAGACAACAGCUUGAGUGCUUGAAAGAGCCGCACAAACAUGAUGAAAGUCACGCACAAAAAUCGAAUAAUGCUCAGUAUAUCACAUUCCCUUCUCCAAGUGUAUUAAGCCGAAAAGAUUUGCCGUCUGCUACAUGAGUCUUUUUUCAGUUAAGUUUUUAUUCAUCAUUUUGGUCUCUUCAACAACCCAUGUUUAGAAAUACUGUGGGUGAAAUGAAAAGCGCUUGUCAUACUGUCAUGUUAAUAAACCAAUGUUUUAUUAUUGUCCCCCCCAUGUCCUAUCUGGAGCACUACAGACUUUUAGAAAAAUGCUACAACAAACAAAGAAAACAACUUUG
Dunckerocampus dactyliophorus (ringed pipefish) is the source of this 2101-nucleotide messenger RNA. It is a transcript of the gene slc5a5, whose product is annotated as solute carrier family 5 member 5. Lineage: Eukaryota; Metazoa; Chordata; Actinopteri; Syngnathiformes; Syngnathidae. The transcript is spliced from 16 exons. Gene Ontology annotation, biological process: iodide transmembrane transport; sodium ion transport. Bases 33 to 1901 code for a protein of 622 amino acids. Gene Ontology annotation, cellular component: membrane. Gene Ontology annotation, molecular function: symporter activity. The record is from RefSeq and is a predicted model, not a curated record.